Ochotona curzoniae (black-lipped pika) is the source of this 1690-nucleotide messenger RNA. It is a transcript of the gene TBX4, whose product is annotated as T-box transcription factor 4. The record is from RefSeq and is a predicted model, not a curated record. Gene Ontology annotation, cellular component: nucleus. NCBI's taxonomy places the organism in Eukaryota, Metazoa, Chordata, Mammalia, Lagomorpha, Ochotonidae. Gene Ontology annotation, molecular function: RNA polymerase II cis-regulatory region sequence-specific DNA binding; DNA-binding transcription factor activity, RNA polymerase II-specific. Gene Ontology annotation, biological process: positive regulation of DNA-templated transcription; angiogenesis; cell fate specification. The coding region runs from base 16 to 1674 and encodes 552 amino acids. The transcript has 8 exons.
CUGUACCCGCAGGAGAUGCUGCAGGAUAAGGGUCUGUCGGAAAGUGAGGAGGCCUUCCGGCCCCCGGCCCCAGCGCUGGGCGAGGCCAGCGUCACCAACGCCACUAACGCCCCGGAGCCUGUGCUGGCCACACCGGGCCUCGGCGGAGCCGCGCUCGGCAGUCCCCCGGGCCCCGGCACCGACGUCGCCACCGCUGGUGUUUCGGAGCAGACCAUCGAGAACAUCAAAGUGGGGCUGCACGAGAAGGAGCUCUGGAAGAAGUUCCACGAGGCGGGUACCGAGAUGAUCAUCACCAAGGCGGGCAGGAGGAUGUUCCCCAGCUACAAGGUCAAAGUCACAGGCAUGAAUCCCAAGACCAAGUACAUCCUGCUGAUUGACAUUGUCCCUGCUGACGACCAUCGCUACAAGUUCUGUGACAACAAAUGGAUGGUAGCUGGGAAGGCAGAACCGGCCAUGCCAGGCAGGCUGUACGUACACCCGGAUUCUCCUGCCACUGGGGCCCAUUGGAUGCGACAGCUGGUCUCUUUCCAGAAGCUGAAGCUGACGAACAACCACCUGGACCCCUUUGGCCAUAUCAUCCUCAACUCCAUGCACAAGUACCAGCCGCGGCUCCACAUUGUCAAGGCCGAUGAGAACAAUGCCUUCGGCUCCAAAAACACGGCUUUCUGCACCCAUGUGUUCCCAGAGACCUCCUUCAUCUCUGUGACCUCCUACCAGAAUCACAAGAUUACACAGCUGAAAAUUGAGAACAACCCUUUUGCCAAGGGGUUCCGGGGCAGUGAUGACAGUGAUCUGCGUGUGGCCAGGCUGCAGAGCAAAGAGUACCCCGUGAUUUCGAAAAGCAUCAUGCGGCAGAGGCUUGUCUCCAGCCAGCUGGCGGCCAAGCCUGACGUGAGCCCCCUGCACAGUGCCCACCAGGCGCUGCAGCACUACCAGUACGAGAACGGGGCCCACAUGCAGUUCACCGCAGCUGAGCCACAAGACCUUCCUCUCAACACCUUCCCCACCCAGAGGGACUCCAGCCUCUUCUACCACUGCCUGAAGAGACGAGCAGACAGCGCCCGCCACCUGGAUGUGCCCUGCAAGCGGUCCUAUCUGGAAGCCCCCUCUUCGGUGGGGGAAGAUCACUACUUCCGUUCUCCCCCUCCCUACGACCAACAGAUGCUGAGCCCCUCCUACUGCGGCGAGGUGACCCCGAGAGAAGCGUGCAUGUACUCAGGUUCGGGGCCCGAGAUCCCCGGGGUGUCCGGGGUGGAUGACCUGGCCCCGCCCCCGCUGAGCUGUAACAUGUGGACUUCGGUCUCACCAUACACCAGCUACAGCGUCCAGGCCAUGGAGACUGUGCCGUACCAGCCCUUCCCCACACACUUCACUGCCACCACCAUGAUGCCCCGGCUGCCGGCCAUCUCAGCGCAGGGCUCCCAGCCCCCGGGAAAUGCCCACUUCAGUGUCUACAACCAGCUGUCACAGUCUCAGGUGCGGGAGCGGGGCCCUGCAGCCUCAUUCCCGCGCGAGAGGGGCCUCGCGGGCGCCAUGUGUGAGCGCAAGCCACCCUCUCCACAUGUGAAUGCUGCCAGCGAGUUCCUGUACUCUCAGAGCUUCUCCCUGUCCCGCGAGGCCUCCCUACAGUACCAUUCAGGAAUGGGGACAGUGGAAAACUGGACUGAUGGGUGACCCCCGUGUCUCCUCC